CUGAGUGAGAGCAAACAUCCGCGUUUGAGUUUCUCUGAGCUUUUGCUUCGCUCUAUUCCUCGACAUGCCGGAACCCGCCAAGUCUGCUCCUGCCCCGAAAAAGGGUUCUAAGAAGGCGGUGACCAAAGCGCAAAAGAAAGAUGGCAAGAAGCGCAAGCGUAGUCGCAAGGAGAGCUACUCUAUCUACGUGUACAAGGUGCUGAAGCAGGUCCACCCGGACACGGGCAUCUCGUCCAAGGCUAUGGGCAUCAUGAAUUCUUUCGUCAACGACAUCUUCGAGCGCAUCGCCGGCGAGGCUUCCCGCCUGGCGCACUACAACAAGCGCUCCACCAUCACUUCCCGGGAGAUCCAGACGGCCGUGCGCCUGCUGCUGCCCGGGGAAUUGGCCAAGCACGCCGUUUCCGAAGGUACCAAGGCUGUUACCAAGUACACCAGCUCCAAGUAGGCUUGGACAGCAAAAUCCUCUAAAAAAAUUGACCCAAGGGCUCUUUUAAGAGCCACCCACACUUUCAAAGAAAAGAGCUCUAACCUUGUGGGGUCGUGUGGCUUUGUCCAGCGUGUCCUCUGGUAAGCCUUCUAUUAAGUAAUGUGUAAAUCUUGCUUAUUUCUUGUGUAAGGGGCUGUAAGGAAGAUGAGAAAUAUGUUUGUCGCCUUGACAUAAUGCCUUACCUCACCUCUUCUUCCCCCCAGUUCUCGCCAGUCUUGAUCUUCAUCCAGUGUAGUUGUACUUUAUUUGCACCGUUUUCGGGUUUGACUGGAGAGUACUAAACGGGCCUUAAUACCCCAGGCCAACACGGGCAGAAAGUUGCAUAAACGGCACAAUAGGACCUGCUAUCGCUCCUUUGUGGUAAUUCAAAAGAAAAGCUAAAGAGUUUGCGCGGGAAAAUGCUGGAAAAACUGGAGGGAUGCAAAACAAGGCAUAGUAUCCAGCAUCUCAUGGGCGCAUAGGAAAGUAAAACUCCAAAAACUCCAAAAACAUUGCUUUCUUGAAAUAUGGGAUAGGGAGGAUCACAAAAGGUAACAUGGACUGCUUUGAUCAUGUAAAAUUAAAAGUAUAUAAGACCUAA
Messenger RNA from Monodelphis domestica (gray short-tailed opossum), 1067 nucleotides. RefSeq names its product histone H2B type 2-E. Gene Ontology annotation, molecular function: DNA binding; protein heterodimerization activity; structural constituent of chromatin. Gene Ontology annotation, cellular component: nucleosome. NCBI's taxonomy places the organism in Eukaryota, Metazoa, Chordata, Mammalia, Didelphimorphia, Didelphidae. The record is from RefSeq and is a predicted model, not a curated record.